UUACCGCAGUAUCACUAGAUUUCUGCACCACUCAUCAAAACUCUGCGGCAUGCAGACAAGAGCUGGGGGGGAGGGCAGAUACUAGGUCUGUGCUGGAGUGUAGGACCGCUACCUCUUACUAUUACUAUCCGUCUCUCUGUUAUCAGAUUGACUCCAGUAGUGUUUUUACUUUCAUUUCCAUUCAUUUGUCCGUCUGAGCGCUUAAGUAGACCUUUAAUUAUCUGUCUUCUUGCCAUAGGUGGUAGGCUACAGUAGGUCUAUUUCUGCUGUCUGGUUAAUUGUUUCAACCCGGCGCUAAUUGCAUUAGGGCGCGUUUGUUAGAGCUUUGGGGUCCAAACUUUUAUGACAAAAUGGCCAAGGAUGGAGAAAAAAGCGGGUGGAAGGAAUAUAUAUGGAACCCGAGGACGAGGGAGUUCCUGGGCAGGACGGCUAGCAGCUGGGGUCUUAUUCUUCUCUUCUAUUUAGUUUUCUACAUCUUCCUGGCCGGCUUGUUUACACUCACUAUGUAUGUCAUGCUGCAGACCUUGGACGACCACAAACCAACCUGGCAAGACAGGCUCUCCACACCAGGCAUGGUGAUUAGACCCAAAACAGAUGAGACCUACGAGAUUGUCUAUAACGUCGAGAACACUGAGAGCUGGGACAUGUACGCUCAAGCCCUGGACAAGUUCCUGGCACCCUACAACAACUCCGUCCAGGCCGAGAAAAAUAACGAGUGCGUCCCAGACCAGUACUUCCUGCAGGAGGACAGCGGCGAUGUCAAGAACAACCCCAAGCGCUCCUGUCAGUUCAACCGUACCAUUCUGGACCUAUGCUCUGGAAUCAAUGACCGUUACUAUGGAUACCAGGAUGGCAAGCCAUGCAUCAUCAUCAAGCUGAAUCGGGUGAUUGGGAUGCUGCCAAGUAAGGAUGGACAAGCUCCGUUUGUCACCUGUGGGGCAAAGAAAUACAAAGUUGGCAAAGAUCAGUGGAAAGAAGACUCUGACAAAAUUGGAGAGUUGCUGUACUUCCCUCCAAAUGGCACUUUCAACCUUAUGUACUACCCUUACUAUGGAAAGAAAGCUCAGGUGAACUACUCUCAGCCUUUGGUUGCCGUCAAGUUCCUUAAUAUUACUGCCAAUCAAGAUGUCAACAUCGAGUGCAGGAUUAACGCCAACAACAUUCCCAUUGGAAGUGACAGAGACAAGUUUUCCGGAAGAGUGUCUUUCAAGCUGAGGAUCAACACUAUCAACUAGGUUGACCCUUUUCCUCUCCUGAAAACUACUUUCUUCAUUCUCUGCAACAUUGCACAUACACAGAAACAAAAUCUCAGUAUUCACACCCUUUGCAGGAUUUGUUUACAACCCCCAGAUUUUGGGGGAAAUUGUUUGUCCAGUCGUCUGAUGAUAUGGGACAAGAAUAAAAGGGUGGUAAUCCUGUCAUUAUUUCUGUCUGUGAGCUUUGGGACAAAUUAUUUUCUGUAAAUUAGUUUGAGGUGACGUCUAUUUAUACUGCAUGACAAACUAGGGGAUGUAAAGAAUGUGAACAUGUGUUUUCAAAGUUUGCAAGGAUCAGCAACAUUAACACUUUAUUGCUGCUCCCCUCCUGCUGCCUCCUUAUAGAGUAUCCCUCUAUAUAUGAAUAUACACAAAUUACAAUACAAAAUGUGUAUAUCUACAGUAUUUACACAGUAUCAUAACCUUAUA
This is a messenger RNA of Sander lucioperca (pikeperch), 1685 nucleotides long. It is a transcript of the gene atp1b2b, whose product is annotated as ATPase Na+/K+ transporting subunit beta 2b. Lineage: Eukaryota; Metazoa; Chordata; Actinopteri; Perciformes; Percidae. The coding region runs from base 351 to 1235 and encodes 294 amino acids. Gene Ontology annotation, molecular function: ATPase activator activity. Gene Ontology annotation, cellular component: sodium:potassium-exchanging ATPase complex. The transcript has 8 exons. Gene Ontology annotation, biological process: intracellular potassium ion homeostasis; potassium ion import across plasma membrane; sodium ion export across plasma membrane. The record is from RefSeq and is a predicted model, not a curated record.